ACGAGUAUAUAGCCGCUGUUGAAUUCCUUCCGCCGUAUCAAUGGUAUACCGGAUGUGCCUCGUCUCAUCCUAGGGGACAGAGCCAGAAAACUGAAAUACCACCGAGUAGGGCAGGAAUAUGGGAUUAUGGUUAUGUAUAGAGAAGUAGGUAUGAAGGCUGGAACUUGGAAGAUGAGUCUAACCAUAUUAGGACUAUCACCGCCCAGACUAUUGGCAAGAUGCUCACAUGACAGACGGCGUUUGAUUCGCUACACGGCCUGCCCUAACCCACCCACAGUGCUAAGCGAAGCGCACCUCCAUUUUCCCUUGUCGAAGAAACAUUUCAGCCGACCGAUCGCCAACCAACGAAACCGUCCGACACACCUCACGAAUCCGUCCCUCGACAACAGGUGCAUACGGAGCCAAAAUGUCUGAACACGGUGAAGUCGAGGUCGAUAUCCCCGCCGGGGUUUACGACUCCCUGCCCAAGGAUGCUCUCGCGGAGAUGGGAACCGUGAAGCUUUUCAACAAGUGGAGUUACGAGGAUGUUGAGAUCAGGGACAUCUCCUUGACCGACUACAUCCAGAUCCGCUCUCCCGUCUACCUGCCUCACACCGCUGGCCGCUACGCCGCCAAGCGCUUCCGCAAGGCUCAGUGCCCCAUCAUCGAGCGCCUCACCAACUCUAUCAUGAUGAACGGCCGCAACAACGGAAAGAAGCUCAUGGCUGUUCGCAUUGUUGCCCACGCUUUCGAGAUCAUCCACAUCAUGACCGACCAGAACCCCCUCCAGGUCGCCGUCGAUGCUAUUGUCAACUGCGGUCCCCGUGAAGACAGCACUCGUAUCGGUUCCGCUGGUACCGUCCGUCGCCAGGCCGUCGAUGUCUCUCCUCUCCGCCGUGUCAACCAGUCCAUCGCUCUCCUGACCAUCGGUGCCCGUGAGGCCUCUUUCCGCAACAUCAAGAGCAUCGCUGAGUGCCUUGCUGAGGAGCUUAUCAACGCCGCCAAGGGCAGCUCCAACUCCUACGCUAUCAAGAAGAAGGACGAGCUUGAGCGUGUGGCUAAGAGCAACCGGUAAAACGGUUUUGUUGGGUGUAUUCUCCGUUUAUGGUCCUAUUUCAUGCUUACUGGAGUGGACGGGGAGUUUCUGGGAUUCAGUCGUUUUGCAAACGUCUGCACGGCUGUAUAUACCUGCACAGUCACGAAAGGGAGUGAGAUCCAAAAAAUAUGAGAGAAUCGGACGGCUUUCCUCCAGUAGUUUGGAUGCGACCACGAACAUCCCUAUUAAACGAAAAUUUAUUCCCUUUUCUGUCUAACCAAGUUAUCAUUUCUGAAAUCCCAAUGAAAAUGAUACAGUAGAAUAAUAAACUCAAGAAGU
Molecule: messenger RNA, 1354 nt
Organism: Aspergillus nidulans FGSC A4
Lineage: Eukaryota; Fungi; Ascomycota; Eurotiomycetes; Eurotiales; Aspergillaceae
Product: 40S ribosomal protein uS7
Exons: 3
Coding region: 407-1054 (215 amino acids)
Biological process (GO): translation; maturation of SSU-rRNA; ribosomal subunit export from nucleus
Cellular component (GO): small ribosomal subunit; cytoplasm; cytosolic small ribosomal subunit
Molecular function (GO): structural constituent of ribosome; RNA binding
Source: RefSeq, a predicted model, not a curated record